Molecule: messenger RNA, 1888 nt
Organism: Amphiprion ocellaris (clown anemonefish)
Lineage: Eukaryota; Metazoa; Chordata; Actinopteri; Pomacentridae
Gene: rnf115a
Product: ring finger protein 115a
Exons: 9
Coding region: 16-1104 (362 amino acids)
Biological process (GO): positive regulation of DNA-templated transcription; protein ubiquitination; ubiquitin-dependent protein catabolic process
Cellular component (GO): cytoplasm; nucleoplasm
Molecular function (GO): ubiquitin protein ligase activity
Source: RefSeq, a predicted model, not a curated record
UGUGGAGGAUCCGGGAUGUCAACACAUGACCACUUCCUCCGUUCGGCUCCGCCCGGCGGGGAUUCGGCGGCGUGCCGCGGUGCAUGCCGGGAAGGAGGCGGAGGCAGCCCUGGGUCUGUGGAGGACCGACGUCAGUGCUGCUCCUGGUGGUGGAAGAUGGCGGAGGCUGCGGCUGUUCCCCCGCAUCGGUUCUUCUGCCACUGCUGUAAGGGAGAGGUGAACCCCAAGCUCCCGGAGUACAUCUGUCCAAGAUGUGAUUCGGGUUUCAUAGAGGAAGUAACAGAAGACUCCAGUCUCCUAGAGGGUGGUGCUAACGGGAUAGACGACACAGCCACACAGUUUGCAGAGCUAUGGCACCUCUUGUUACUGGAGCGGCCGUUCACGACAGACCCCGACACCCCCGACUCAGAACCCCGGCUCCCCGGAGGACGCCUGGGGGGUUUCGGCGAGCUGGGAGGGCUCGGAGGCGGGCCGAUCGGUGGGUCCGUCCCGGCGGGCCUCGGAGGGCCCAUGGGUGGCCUGCUAGGAGCCGGGGAGCACUGGGGACCGGGGCGUCCUCCUCGUCUGCACACCCAGAGGAGAUACCGGUCCAGAGGCAGCAGUCGGCCCGACCGCUCGCCGGCCGUGGAGGGGAUUGUACAGCAGUUUCUCGCCGGUCUCUUUGCCAACUCCGGAGUCCCUGGCUCACCUCCCCUGUCAUGGACAGGGAUGCUGCACUCUAACCCAGGGGAUUACGCCUGGGGGCAGGGAGGGUUAGACGCUGUGAUAACACAGUUACUAGGUCAGCUGGAGAACACAGGACCUCCGCCAGCGGAGAAAGAGAAGAUCUCAUCCCUCCCAACGGUUAAUAUCUCUCAGGAACAAGCAGACUGCUGUAUGGAAUGUCCAGUGUGCAAAGAGGACUUUUCAGUGGGAGAACCAGUCAGACAGCUACCCUGCAACCACUUCUUUCAUUCAGACUGUAUAGUACCGUGGCUGGAAAUGCACGACACGUGUCCAGUGUGUAGGAAGAGUUUGAACGGAGAAGACAGCAGCAGCCAGCCUUCGUCAGAGUCACCCUCCCUGUCCAUGGACCCCCGAACACAGGAGAGAUGGUCCUUCUGAUCGCCCACACCAUCACCCCUUCACUCAUAAUCAUCUCGGUCUGACUUCUCUCAUUUUUUUUGUAUUUUUUAUUUUAUCGCCUUCUUCUCCUCCUCGAUCAUGCACCCAUACAGAUGUCUUAACAUCCUUUUCUUUUUGCCUAAAUAACAAACCAGCCUAGAUCGAUGUUCAUCCAGUCUCCUCUACUUCCAGCAAACUCACCCUAUUUGUUUUUCUUUAAAUGUGGAGAAAUGCCGGACUUUAUAUUGAAUCCUCUCCAGAUUAGCAAAAUCCUGCAGCUGAGACGGAUACUUAGCAUUCACAGACACCUGGAAUAAAUGUAACGUUUCUGUUGAGAUCGUGUCGGGAAGACUGUUGGUGUUUUAUUAGCAUUUUUUAAAGGUGUCAUCGUGUACAAAACUCCCCCGAAAUGAAAGCAUUUUAGAGGAAUCAGUCGGUUCAAAGAGAAGCUGUGACUUCAGAGAACUUAAACAAACAGUAAGGGAAUGAAAUUCUAAAAAAAUCUUCAGCCCCUUUUACGUAGAUUUCAUCCCCCUGGUGUAAAUAUUCCAAACUCUCCGUCAUUUUAUUCCUCCGUUUAUCGCCGUCUUUGGUUUUUAUCACCUUUUUUUGAUGUAAAUAAUUUUAGUCCGACAACUUAAGGUUUGCAAAGGAAUUUAAAAAAAAAAAAAAAAAAAAACACGUAGAGAAUGGAGACACAAAUGUGAAAAACCUGGUUAUCAAACUGUAUAUUAUAUAUAUGAAAAAAUGUCUAUGAUGUAUUAAUAAAUUGACCAAAAAAACA